This is a messenger RNA of Galendromus occidentalis (western predatory mite), 861 nucleotides long. RefSeq lists its product as uncharacterized. The record is from RefSeq and is a predicted model, not a curated record. Bases 139 to 861 code for a protein of 240 amino acids. The transcript is spliced from 5 exons. NCBI's taxonomy places the organism in Eukaryota, Metazoa, Arthropoda, Arachnida, Mesostigmata, Phytoseiidae.
UUCGAACCGAUUAGGAAGACGUGCCCCUAGUAGUAUGAGUCUGCUGCCAGGAAGGCUUCGUUUUUGAGAGAAUUUUCCUGUUCGAGACCAUCGUCGGAAGUUUUCGCGAAUCUCUCUGAAGUGCUACCCGGUCCUGGGAUGUCAGCCAAGAAGAGAGAAGAGAAGUGCGACCUCAGUGAAUGUGCCAAGUGCUCCGUGUUAGUCUUACCGAAAGACCGUGAGAAGCACGAAGCUGACUGCGGCAAUCUGACGGCUGAAUCGGAUCCCGACUACGAGUUCAUACGGGACGGAAUACUCCACGCGACUGUUCGCGAGAUCAGGAAUCGAGAUCCUGACCUCGAGAAGCUCUCGAUGCCCUUCCAGCAACAGGCGAUUUUCCUGAAUCCGUCAACGAUGAAAAUUUGCGGCGCGAAAUGCGGUGGAUAUGUUCACGUUUCGACAGCAACCGGUCUCGCUUCUCUGAAAGUCGCUUGGCCGAAUUCGGCGCUGAGUUUCCUCGCCGUUUGUCCCCUGAUGCCGGACCGAAAUAUCCAUUCCGGAACCCGGAUCGCGCUGCGGCCAUACGACUCCAAAGUUCCGGAAUGCUCCAGUCUGGAGUUGGAAGUGCUCGACGGGGAGGUCAAUGACGACGGUGUCUUGAUCGAGGCCUUCCGGAGAAAGUUCUUUUCCAGUUGCCUUCAGAGAGGAUCCGUGAUAAAGCUCGCACAUUUAUGCGAAAUCGUCCAACUAAAAGUACGGAAAGCUCUGGCCGAAAAUCGCUCCCUGGAGGCAUCCCUCGGAAACCUCUCUAUCGAUGGAGAGUCCAAUCUUUUCUUCAGGGAAUCUCCGAUCGCUACCCGUGUAGUCGAAUUGCCCGGCUGA